UUCAGGAGAUGACCAGAGACUGCGGACAGUACAGGGGAUGACCAGAGACUGCGGACAGUACAGGGGAUGACCAGAGACUGCGGACACAGUACAGGGAUGACCAGAGACUGCGGACAGUACAGGGGAUGACCAGAGACUGCGGACACAGUACAGGGAUGACCAGAGACUGCGGACACAGUACAGGGAUGACCAGAGACUGCGGACAUAGUACAGAGAUGACCAGAGACUGCGGACACAGUACAGGAGAUGACCAGAGACUGCGGACAGCACAGGGAUGUCCAGAGACUGUGGACAUAGUACAG
Messenger RNA from Staurois parvus, 302 nucleotides. The record is from the annotation of a GenBank genome assembly. Lineage: Eukaryota; Metazoa; Chordata; Amphibia; Anura; Ranidae.